This is a messenger RNA of Porites lobata, 27445 nucleotides long. Lineage: Eukaryota; Metazoa; Cnidaria; Anthozoa; Scleractinia; Poritidae. The record is from the annotation of a GenBank genome assembly.
AUGGCUUAUCGGAACAUAAGGAAAGAGUGGAGAAGUCUUGGCUCGCCUCUUUCUUGGCGACUAAUCUGCAAGAAAAGUUAUGCAGCUUUCUCUAAUGAUGAUUUAGAGAAACUUAAUGGGUUAACUCUUCACUCCGUGAAGGUAACCCACUGGUGUCCACCUCCUGGCAUCCCCUUAUCUGUUGUGCGUAUGCUGGUCAGUAAGGUAUGAAGCUUAAAUAAGUUUCUCUAAGUCAGUAUUUGCACUUCAUUCGUUCUUUGUUGUCGAACAUACGACAUUAUUUUUUUCGUCGUUUAGAACUCGUCAUUUUGCUCGCACACUCCCCUAUAAAGCUUCGGUCCCCUGAAAGUAACGAAAGCCGCUAUUUUUGCCACAAACAUAACAAUUCAGGAACCUGCUGGCGCUGGGUGAGGACAAAACAUGGACCCCCACUUUGGACCAGGUCCAUGGACCACUUUCAUGGCCCGGGUCCAUGGACAGUUUUUUUUAAUAAUGAGAAAUGAACAAAAACAGAAAUAGUGCAAAAAUAAGGUUAAAAAACAACAACAACAACAACAAACAAUGCUCGAUUGAUCAGUAAUGUUUAAUUGUGCUUACAUAGUGUAAAAAAAGGGGGGGGGGGGGUUCGGUACCUCAUGCCAAAAUGAUGCUUGUUCCAAUGAAUUGUUUUCUCUGAUGGGUGAGCAAAUGUGAAUUUUUGCCGCUUAUUUCACGCUGAGAGGUCAUGACACCCAUAUUGAUUUUCUACCUCGUUUAAAUGUAAAGCUGUUUAUUGCAGCUGAUUAAAAGGGUUUUAGGUUGUUUAAUUUCUCCAAAGUGCAUCCUGGAUCUGAAUAAUUCUAAGCCACUUUCUUUUUGUCCAUGAAUGUCACUUUUUCCUGCAAUGUUUUGUCAUGCUGGGCCCAGCUCCUUAGCGCUUUUAGCAGGACGAUUAUAAAUUCUCACAGAUAGUGAUUUACAGAUCCAGAUCAAGAAGAAGAAGAGGUGGUAUGGAUUGUAGCUUAAACUGAAGCUACAUCAACUAUGGAGAAUUGCGAUGUGACUCAGUCAUGAUUGUUCUAAAAGCAAUGAAUUCUUAACUCCAGCUUGUUUUUCUAAGGGUGAUGUGAGUCUUUGUGCUGGAGCGUGUAAUUCCUCCCAUGGUGAUAACUUUUGAAGUAACUUAAUUUAACAGUCUUGCGACUGCACAUGUGCAAGCGGAGUGUAUGUCAUGUAAGCACAACUAAAUAUUUGUGAUCAAUCGUGAGCAUUGGUCGACAGCGUCUCGUCAAAUCUUUUUUUGGCACUAUUUCUGUUUUUGAGUGUCCAUUGACCUGAUGCAAAACCUUCUUAUAAAAAUAAAAAAACUGUCCAUGGACCUGGUCCAUGACAGAGGGUCCAUGGACCCGGUCCAUGAAAGUGGUCGAUGGACCCGGUCCAAAGAGGGGGUCCAUGGACCCCUGGGCCAUGUUUUGUCCUCACCCGCUGGCGCUGGCGUCAGUCCACUGGUAAGACCAGAGUUCUGCAUUUCAGGGUUAAAAAUACACCGUUAAAAGACAAAAAAUGGAAAGAGAAAGUUCAAAAGAAUGCUCAGUGUUCUUUUUGUGGAGAAAGGGGCUGAGCUUUUAAUCAAGAGAAUUCAACCUUGUUUUCUUCACGGUGGAGCGCAUUUUCAAAACAGACCAAUCCAUGCGUCACUGCUUCGGUUGAAUUAUUCAACCAAGGAAGCGAUGUUUUUGCUGAGUUUUCAGGUACAUUUUGAACUCUAUGGUCAAGAAAAUUAUGCUUUUGAAAGGGAAUUUAUGUAAUUAUAAAUGUUUUAUAGACGCUUUAAUUAGUACAUUUUUUGUUCGGUGAUUACAAAAUGCGCCCCGAUUUUGAGAUCGAUUUUGUGCUGAAUUUUGCCAUGUGCUCUGCCGAUUUUACUUGCAUUGAUGGAUACACGAUCCAGAUAAUCUUAUCCUAAUUGCUUUAAAGGACUAUCUUUUUGGAUUUUGAAAAAAAGCCUUUCAAGUUACGGCUUCUCUGGCUAUUGUUUUGAGUUUGUUCAUUCAUAAAAUUAGCUUGAAACACGAUAGUGAUACUUCAGCAUCCAAGCUCUCAUUGCACACAUCAGUAUAAAAUAAUUUUGCGAAGGUGUCAGCAAAUUUUAUACAAAUUUUACUUUAAGGUUCAGUUUUUAGACACUCCUUGAUACGCAACUAAUGAAUUUUAUUCAAAAAUAUGUUUUGCUGUUUAUUCUAGACUUUUAAUAUGAGAAUUUUAAAAGCCUAUUUGCAGUAUAACAAUAUUUUAGAUAGAUAGAUUGAUGCUUGUUUAUUUUACCCAAUUGCAGCAUUAACUGAAUUGCUGGGUAGGCUAGCAAUAAGAUACAAUUACACAAUAUGUUGAUAUUUGACAGUGACAAAAUCAUUUAGUCUACUUCUGUUUCCUUACUUCAAAUGCUUUUUCUGUAGCUCAGAUGCAAUUCGAAGUCAUACCUAGUGAUUUUUCAAAGUCGUGUUGCAGAAAGUAGUAUAAAAUAAUGUGAUCAACAAUGACUAAAGAAGUAAAAAUCGUGAAGCAGUGAUUCAAAACCUUUUCAAUAAUCCUUUAACCUUGUCAAAGAUUAGCGGCUGUUUUGUUAAAAUCGCUUUUUAGAUCAAUCAUUGUUUCGAUUCUCCUAUCGAACCUUGUCAGUUGCCGAGUCCUCUACUUUGUGUUUAGUUGCGACUGAGUGCACAAGUAGUUCUAAACAGAUCAGUGAAACACAUGUAAAACCCAGAGCCCUUCAAAGUAAUGCCGGAAUUCUCCUUCAAAGUGCAGGGAAUAUAUGCUAACCCAAUAUUCUCGACAUCCACAUCCACAUCAAGCACUGCGAUGUUCAUUUUGCACCUGCUGAAGAAUACUGAUCAUAUGUCCCAUAUGCUGUGAUAAUCUAGCUUGAAACGAGGUGUGCCAUGGGAUACUUAAUCGUUGUCUGGUAACAAACCAAAACUUUUUUCAUGCACUAUAAUGAUCUCCUUUCAUGCGCCUUGUCAGAUCUGGAUUUUGUCCUCAGCUUGCACCAGCCAUCCUCAUCAUUAAAAACAAUAAACCUUGGAUGAAUCUUAUGUAAAAAGUGGAUGUUGGCAACGACAGUGAAUGAAAAUGAAACAAAAUAGCAAGUUUUUUCUUAUCACUGUAAAGCACAUUUUAUAAAUUUGCUCAAACGUUCCCUGAAAAAGCCACCGACUUUGAAACUCCUUACUUGCCUGUUUUGUCCACAAAAAAUUUCAACAUUGCAAAAACUUGUAGCACUGUUUUAACUGGCACCAAAUCCCAGCACUAAAUGCAUGUGUACAUUAUCAGACUGGUGAAAAUGCUUUCAUUGCAGCAAAACAGGAACUUGCUCUUUUCUCUGACAGUGAAAAUCGCUUACUUUCAGGAUAAUUGACUUAAAAAGCGAAGUAAAAUUUUCAUGCAUAUUUCCUUUCAUGAAACUAGUGCUCGUUAAAUAAUUGAGUGUUCUGAGCUGACCUUUUCCAGAUAAAAAUAUUGACAGCAGGAAAAAAUAGUUAACCUGAUCAUGCUGCCCAUGGUCAGGUCAAUGAUUGUUUAAAAACAUAUUUAUUUUGUUCUACUAGUCAUAAGAAAGUACUUAAAAGGGCAAAAUGUUCUUUAUGCUGACAGUCUCUCAAAUUAUCUUGUUGGCGUCCGCAGAUAUAAAACUGUUUUGUGGUUAUAUGGAGAUGGGGAAAUAGUGCCUUUUUUAUAGAUGAGGCUACUGUAAUACUUUGUGCUGUUGGAGUGAGUGAUUCAAUGCACUCUAAGUACAUUGUCUACAUGUUUGAUAUUUUGUUAUUUUGGAAAUAUUUUAAUUGUGAGGCUUUUAAAUAACUCCUUAUGCAGCACAAAAUGCUCAGCUUAACAGAUUUAGUUAACCCAUUCGCCCCUGAACCACCGGUAACUGCCGUGUAUGACAGCCCCUAAAUUCCCUGAACAGCCCGUAAAAAUGGCCGCUGGAGUCAGUCCAUUCGCCUCUCCGCCCUGGUAUUUUUUUGUCUUUUGUUUUUACAGAGAGAUUGAUAGAUUAUAAACCAAUCAUUUGCUAUCUUUUGUGCAUUUUUCGACAGAUGAUGAGAAGCACUACAGGGUCGAUUUUUUCGAGCAGCUCGAAUAAAAGAAAUUUGCUAGAGUAAUGGCUGGCUGUGUCGAUUAUGAAUAAAAGUUCGCAUCAUGUUUGAGAGAAUAUAGUGAUAAUUUGACUUUUGAUCACUUCAGAUUGUUGAACAGACCUUGUGAAAAACCUUUUGAUUGAGAGUUUAACUAUGUAAAGACUGAAAAAGACAAUCCUAACCCUAAAAUUGCCGAGUGCUUUGUGGGCAAACAAACCACAUGGACUAUCAAUAAGGACUUACCUCUUUCUUUUCAUUUACUUGCAUCCAAGUUCCUCUUUGCAGCAAAUGUUGUAAAUGAACUGUUUCUUGAACUGCUGAAGGUGAUGCUUUUGUGGUGUUAAAAGUUUGAGAAAAGUAACGGAUUGUGUGCAUUGAUCGAUUUGGAUGACAGUCCCCAUGAAUUUACUUCACAUUACGUGGAAGCUCUCGGCGAAUAAACAGUACUACUCAGUUAUUUACAGUUGCCAAAUGAUUCUUUUUUUUUUAUGUUUAUUUUUCUUUGUGUAUAACUAUUAACACCUAUUGACUUGUGCAUUGGUAGAUAAAGAAUAAAGUAAGUCUGGGAUUUAACUUAUUUGUGCUUUACUUUGUUGGUCUGACAUGAUCAGGGAGGCAUUUGAGUUCAGGAUAUGAAAUAUCCUUCCCUAAAAGGUUGUGGAUUUGCCACCUUCUCUUGCGAGUACAUUUAUUUUAUUGUUAAAAUCAAGAAUCGAAAAAAUAUAUCAAAGUGUGGGUAGCUGAAGUCCAGCAUUCCCAUGUUUUAUUAAACUUUCCAUGCUUGAUGUGAAACUCCUCAGAUCAAUUUUUGUGAAGUGAUCCUCACCAAAGUUUCACUACAUUUUCCACGGUUGCUUCUCGACCUGACUGAUCUGAAAGAGAACUUAAUGAAACAAAUAUCAGUAAAAUGAAUACAAAUGAAAUGAAAUAGAAUGAAUAAAAUACAAUGUUGUUGAUGUUUUUUUCAGCUGUGUUUAGGAACGAUGACUGAAUGAAAGGAGUAAGUCUUCUCCAUGUCGGACAUCUUAUGUUGUUUGCUCUCAGAUUUCUAGCAUCCUUUUAAACUAUGGUAAAUGUUUGUUACGCAUGCGCAUAAUGUUUCUUUUGUGAUAAUUUGAGCAAGCUUACUGCUGUGGUAGUCUUUUCUUGUGUAUGUGCAUUAAUAUAGGCUACGUGGAACCUUUUGUUCCUAAGGAAAUUCACAAUGUUUUCCUCUUAAACUCCUGAGACAUAAACAAAACAGUGUUGCUAAUUCAGUUAAGAAAGGGAGAAUAGGGGGCAUUAUAAAAUUGUGUGCUUGGUUGUCGCACUGGAAAUGUUACCAUGACAACACAGCCCUAUUUUGAAGCCUUUAGUGCUGAAAAAGUACCUGUUGUUGUGAAUUUCAUUUUUUUUUUUUUGCAAUUUUGCAGGAGCAUUGUUUGUUUUUGAGCAAAGGUACUAAGGAAUGAUUUUCACAGAGAGUUGACCUAAACAAUGCUCCCCUGGCAGAUCUCUUUUAACUGAAUGUAUAUGUAACUGUCACUUUGUCAUGUGGUUUGUGUGUGUUUAAUGUAAGUAGAAAUACAGUAUUUAUUUUCUGCUUUUGUUUUGUGUAGGGUCCAUCUGUAGAAGUUAAGAAGCUGGUUCCCUCUCUUGUUCCAUUUUUGAAGGCUGCUGCUGUUGAUGGUUUUCAAGGCAGUGGACCCAAACACAAAGCAUUUGAAGUGUUGGAGAAGGCUUUGCUAACUCUAACAAACCCCAGCAACGAACAUGGAUUGAGUUCGCAAGUUAUGGAAGUGUUGGAGGACCAACUAAUAAAACAGAAGGAUGCAACAAAAGAAAACAAAACCAGAACUGAAGAAGUGGUAAAUGUGGCAAUUGUCGAGCACAUCCUACAACACUUAACAGGUGGCUUUUUUAUUUUGAAUAAAGGUCAUUCAAAAGUUAAGCAGCAUCCGAAAAGACUUUAUAUACCUGACAUGUUUGGAUUGAGUGGUCUGGCCUUAGGUGAGUGAACCACAGUGUAUGUUGCACAUGAUUUUACGUGACAUUUAACAAAUUUGCAAGUCUUAACUUAAUAUUCUUUCUGGUAAAGUCCUCGCGUUCAUCGGCGCUAGCACUUUUGCUUUUAAUAAAUACACCUAUAAACCAUAUAUUUUCUGAAAGCUUAAUGGUUCCAGAUUGUUGCUUAUUCCUUUUAAAAAAUUAACAUGAUUCAGAAAUGACAAACUUUCUGUGGAAGUGGUUGUCACUGUCUGUAAAUUUAAGUCCAUGCCAGCAAAAAGUAACUAAAAGAAGCCAAUUAAGAUUGCCUUUGCUUCUUAACAUGUUUGACUAAAAAAACGUGUUUCAGAUUUUUGUUAAGUGCAUUUGUUCUUUUUUUUUUUAACAGUUGAAGUUAGGGAUAGCAAAUCAUUACAUUCACAUUCAUUAUCAUUACAUUCACUCUCAUUGAAGUCCUGUGGUUCUGUUUUGCUUACAUUCUGGGCCAUCUUGAACAAAAAUAGAAGGUAGAGGGUCUGCCUAUAGUUUUAAAAUCACUUAGAAAAAUUGCUUGUUACGGUGCCCUUGAUAGAUAGGCAUUGUGUCAAAAGUUGCAAUGCCCCCCCAUAAGUUAAUCUGUGGAGCAGCUGAUAAUCUCAUUAAAUGCGAACUGUUGGGAAUGUUUCUACAAUGCACCAUUGUUUGUUCUUAGUUCUUAUACAGGACAAUAUCCCAGAUAUGCUUGUUUCCCACCAUCACUUUCAUAAAGAAAUUCCUAGCUCUUAUAGUUUAUUGUUAUUACAAUUCUACUUUGAUAGGCCACAAAACUGCAUGGUAUGGAGAACUGGACAUGUUGGCUUGUCCUUACAGUGACGGCCUUGCCCUUACAGGUACAGGUUUCAUGUGUGUAUUUGUAUCUUUCCUAGUUUGUGGUAAAAGAAAAAGCUUUUACACAGUUCAUACCUAGACAAAAGUAAUGGGUGUCUGUAAAACGUGGACCGGAUACCUGUGGAUGGCGGAUGGGAAAAUGCAGAUAGGAAAGUGCGGAUAGAAAAAUGCAGAUAGAAAAAAAAUUAAGAAGAACAAAAGGAGAAAAUGUAGAUGGCAAAAAUAAACAAAAAAAGAAAGAACAGCAGCACAUUCAUGUACAGAACGCGGUGUCAAUGCAGUCUCGUACCCAGUCACCAGUUAUGUGUUUUUGGGGUGAGAGAAGUUUGGGUCUUCUCUCAAUUACAUCAGUCUUAUAAGCCCGGUGGCUUCUUUUGGGCUUCCUCGCCAUGAGAGUUUAAGUAAUUAGAUUUUAUUUGAUUUGUACAAUUUUCGGCAAACAAAACAAUAAACAAUAAACAAUAAACAGUCUGCCUCCGACGACGCUUUUUUGCCGUUUUUCGUUCCUUUUCCUCCCUUCAUAUUGUGAUUAUGGUAGUAAUUAAAAAGGAAUUCACCCGUUGUUAUGGUUAUUCGAAUAUAGGGAAAAGGAGCAUAACAAAAAAUUGCCAAAGUAGAACCUGACGGGGACUAGCACAGUUCACACUGACAAACAAGUUCUUUACAGUUCAAGCUUCAGUUACAACUUUUUAUAGUCUAAGCUAUUUCUUGACAUUUGCCGGCGUGCAACAAGAUAUAUAACUAACGAGUGUGGAACAUAUGGGUAAGAAGUGUGUUGCGAUAAAAAACUGGAGACAAGCAAAAAUAUGGCGGGAAAAGUAUCUGCCCAUGUGAUAUAUAAACAAUAAAACAAAGAUCGGCGCCAAGACUGAACUACGUAGUUACAACAGCAGUGUUAUUACUUAUAAUAAUAGAUAAAGAGGUAAACUUACAAAAAACUUUGGUAAAAAUCUAGGUAAAUAAUUAACAAGAGUUUUCCCAGGGAAAUAUAGCCUAAGUGUGAUACCAAAAUCCAAACACUGUAAUCAGAAACCAGUAAAUACCAGUAAUACUUGCUGUAUCCUUAAUUUGUGCUUACAAAACGAUUAAAACUAUUCAAAUGGUCUGGAAUGUACAGUGUCGCAGGCAAACAAAAAUCCUAAAAAAACAAUGAACCACAACUUUCAAUUUAAAACAGGACAUAUUUCGAUCGAUCUACGAUCAUCUUCAGUUGCAAGUAGUACAGUAUGUGAUUUGAAUUAACAAUCCCAUGCUGUAUUACUUGCAUGUGAAGACGAUCGUAGAACCCCAUCGUAGAUCGAUCAAACAUGUCUUUCUAUAAAUUGAAAAUUGAUAGUUGUAGUUCACUUUUUAAGUUCAAACUUUUUUUAACUUCAAAAUUUUUGUUCUUUAACAAAGUUAACAAGUCCUUUAAACACAAAGACAUCGCCAAAAUGAAAAAGAAAACCGUUAGUGUAACAGUACUUCACCUUUUGAUCUCAAAAGGGCAAAUCAGACUCACUCUCUGAACUUUCUUCCAUGGCAGAGUCCACCAGCGUUACAUGAAUGUUAGCGUUGCGUUGAUUUGUAUUGUGAGGCUUUUCAAGACCAGGCUCCCUUUUUUAGGAAACAGGACGAUUUACAAGGCGGGCGCGAAAUAGGCCAAGGAACGCACUUUUUAAUUUUUUGGUUUAUUUUGUCUUAUUUUCUCCAGUUUCUUUUUUUUUUAUGGAAGUUUCGUCUUUCUUUCUUCAAAUAACAAAAGUUGUCCCAACAACUUUACAUACGUGCUUUGCUCCCCGAUGAUGGGUACCAAACUAUUUUUUAUUAUAGACAAGAACAUGCUUUAGAAACGCAAUUUAUAUGUCCAAAUUAGCGACAUUUUUUUGUUGUUGUCAUUGUCCGCCGCAAUUUUUUCUCUUUUUUUUUUGUUUUCUAUCCGCAUUUUUCCUAUCCGCAUUUUUCUAUCCGCUUUUUGCCAUCGCAUCCGCCAUCCGCAGGUAUCCGGUCCGCAUUUUACAGACACCCCAAAAGUAAUGCUUCACUAUGUAAAAUACCUUCAGCUAACUUGAAGAAUCCAUUGAUAUCUUUGGCUCUGUAUCAAUAUUAAAGAGUUCUAAUAAUAAAUUAUUGCCCAACAAUAACUUGUUAAGGUAAUAUUACCAACAUAUGUUUAGUAGCGAUCCCAGGUCAGAUACUGGCUCGUCAAUGCAGUUGGAGUUUUUUAACUCCUUGUUUUGCACUGUGUACCCUGUACUGCGCAUAAUAUUGCUACAUCCAAGAUGGCGGGUUCUUCCCGCUAGUGUGAAAAGAACAAACAAGGACCGCUUUUGCAAAGCUAAAGCUUUUAUUCGUAAUAAUAAUGCCGCAGAUCGGCAGACAGCUUCCUGGUUUGCUAUCGAAAAACGAAAAGUGUGCAUGAUCUCGAAGUUUGCAGUGGUUUUUCACUUUGCGGCCAUCGAGUUCUGGAAUUAUUAAAAUCUCCUGGCGGAGGCUUUGAAUUAUGGGGGUUCUGAAGCCUGUUGGACAGUUCUAUGGAUCUCCAACUGCAUUGACGAGCCAGUAUCUGGCCUGGGAUCACUACUGUACAUAUGUUGUUCAAACUCCGAGAGUGGAGAGAUAAACAUUUCUGGAAAAGUAUGAUCCACAUAGCACUAGAACCACGCGAGGGAGACCAAUCUUGAUUUAAACACGAAGGUUGCCGCUGAAUUAACAUUUUGCGGUGUAUAGAAACCAAAGAAGGGAACAUAUGACGAAUAGGAAUCGAUAGUCUUUUCUUCAAGUUUCUUCAGGGUUCGUACAGGUCAUGAAAAACCUGGAAAGUCAUGGAAUUUUAGCAUUUCAUUUUCCAGGCCUGGAAAGUCAUGGAAUUUAAUAGUCGAUGGAAAUUUAAGGUUUUGUUUGAUAGAUUAGUUACUACCCAUGACAAGGCAAGGAUAAUGUAAGAUAGAGAGAAGUGAUUGAACAACGGAACGGCACGCUUUUUGGUGGACACCAGAGUUUGUGUCUGUUGAACUGUUUAAGGUCCAUAAAUACCCGAAAACAAGGAAAGUCCUAAUUUUUUUUUGAAGUGAUAGCUAAACCUAAGGUCUUGGAAAACUUAAAUGGUCAUGGAAAAAGUCAUGGAAAGUCAUGGAAUUUGAAGUGCUAAGAAGAGUACGAAUCCUGUUCUUUGUCAAGCAUUAUUGUGCAAAAGCAAAAAAUCGAACCCUAGCUCCCAGAAUUAAACAGAACGCCGGCGCUGAAAAAUGGUUCAAAAUAAAGAUUCAUAACUCCAAAAUCUCAUCAGAUCUUGAGUUAACUGGUGGUAUGCAUCAACUCUUCCCUAUAUAUAAGGUACCCCUGUAUGGUAUGUGCCCCUCACAAGAAAGCUUGUUAACUUUAUGUAACACGCCAUUAAAUGCAAGUCACCCCUCAAUUAUUAUUUGCCUCUAGUGCUCAAUAUGUGUUCAGUGCCAGAAUAUUCAUGUUAUUUGCCCCAGAAAGAUUGUUACCAGCCUGUCUGCCUCUAAAUAAAGCAAUUAAGCUAAAAAUGCUGUUGUGUAAAUUUCCAUUUUAUUUUUUGAAUAUUUUCACACAAUGCACCUUGCAUAACUGGCGGUAUGCGUAAACUCGUCCCUAGAUUUAAGGUACCCCCAUAUGUAAUGUAACCUUACCAAUGCUAGUGGACAAGGCUGUCCACCUGACGUAAUUGGUAAAAAGCCACCGACAAUUUGGCGAGGUCCAUGUUUAUUGACCUGUUGCUAUUCCUAAUUGACUCCUCACCAUUUAAAGGUAACUGCAACCCUUCACUGAACUGUACGGCGCCGUGCUGUUCUGCACUGCACUUGACUGUAGGUGCUUGCCAUAAAGUUUGAGCGGACUUUUCGAAACGAAUGGAAUUUUCGCGGCUUUUGCUUGAUUGCUUUGUAGAUCGCAAAUCAAAAUACACCUUAAUUGUUCAAAAGUGUAAAUAAGCUAAACAAAGGUUGUACAUUUACAAAUAUUAGUAUGCAUGGUGAAAAACCAAAGGAAAUGUUACAAAACCCAUUGACUCCUCCUGUGUGGUUCAUUGGGCUUUAUAGACCGUAUUAACAAAUGGCGGACGCGCGAUAAAAACUGCUAAUCAUGAGAACGAGACGUUGUUGGAUAAACAAACAUUAUAAUCUCUCGCUGACAGCAGAGUUUCAGUCAACAUACAGAGCGUUCAGAGCGGUGGUUUCUUCUAUUAAUAAGGUUUUCGUGGAGUUCUUUUAGAAUUACAGGUUUCUUGGGAUGUCGUCAAGGCCUAACGAUAAACAUAAAUUUAUUGUUGUCCCUCUUUGCAACCAAAUGGGAACCGUAGAUCCUCAAGAGAACAGAGUAGGAUUCUUUACAUUUCCAACGGAUCAAAACAUUCGCAAUGCCUACAGAAAAUCCGAAGAGGUGAUGGCCCAAACUUUUCAUUAACGAAAACUAUCAAGGUCUGUUCGCUACAUUUUCGUAGAGACGAAAUAAAACAGCUCUCGGUGGGAAAAAAAGAAAGUUUUGCAACUUAGUCGCAAAACUCAGUUAACAGAGCGUGGCGGCCUCAAUCAGCAACAUGUAACGCAACGUUAUGCUAGCCCUUGUCAUAUCUGCUAGAGUUUUACUGGUGGUAUAGGUGAAAUUACUGGGUGGGACGCAAGUUUACUUCCACAGUUGGGAAAUUACAGAUACACUAGCAAUCCUUGUUUAUGGUGCAGUUGGGGCUAGUUUCUAAUGUAUCGCUCUUUUUGAAUGGCCAGUAAAAAUAAUUUCCCUCAAACAUAUCUCGUGGAGCACUUCAAGUGCACGUUCCAUUCGGUAGUACAGCAUUUAUCAUUGUCUUGCCCACUGUGAGUAGGUCGACUAUAAAAAGCCUAGUUAAAAUCCUGUCUCAUUCUGAACUGUACUGCUAAGUUGUAAUAGUUUAACCGUCCUAAAGUUUUGUAAUUCCCACCCUUCCCUCCCUUUGGACGUGUUCCCCCCUUUACGCCAAAGUUUUUGUUGUCUUGUUUUUAUUAGACUUUAAUUUAAAGCCGAGCUAAAGGAACUGCGACAUUAACGGAAUUAUUAAAAUAUUGAAGGACGCAGUUCCUUCAAAGUUUUUGCGUGGUGUAACCGCGAGUCUCCUCGGAAAAAAACAUCCGCCAUUGAACAGAAGUCAGUUCCCUGAGAAAAGCAAGGGAACUGGAGUAUUUAUCCUGUACUAGCACUAUCACAUUAGCAUGAUUAGACACCAGACAUUCUUCAGCAGAGGAUACAAUUUCAAACUACUUCAAUAUGUACUAGGUUACAGGAAUCGCACGAUUAGUUAAAAAUGCAGCUGUUACAACCUCAGAAGGAAAUUGCUUGUUUAAGUGAAGAGUUGUCAAAUGUAAAAUCACGCUUAGCUACAGAUGAAGCUGAUCUGGUGAAUUCAAAAGUGGAGAUUAAUCGUCGAUCUCAGGAAAAACAACGACUGGACUGUAGAAACUGCUGGAAAAUAUUCGUUAUUAUCGUUCCGUUGAAAAAAAGGUAGACGAAAAUAUUUACGAUGAGAAAAAUAAACAAAAAGAUUGUAACAGACGUGGGCGAAGAAGAACUCUUAAGCCGGAGGAAGAAUUUGUUUUGGUGACCUGUCAACUGCGUCAGGGCUUUCAUGAAAACCAUUUGGCAUUUUUAUGGCAUAUUUACAGUCAGCCGACUGUGAGCAGAAUUUUAUCUCGUGGUUCAAGUUUAUGUUUCUCCGUUUUGGCACUAUUAGCAUUUUUCCGAGCAGAGAGGAAGUUAACAAAACUAUGCCUAAAGAUUACAACGUGAAAUGUCCAAACACUCGGGUGGGAGGGUCUGAAUGGGUUUUAGGGUUUAGUGCUGUUUGCCCAUAAUUUUUAGUGUUUGUUGUUAAAUUGGCCAAUUUUUUAAUGUCUACUGUUAAGUGUUUGGAGGAUUCUUCGGACAUCUUUGGCAAUGGUCGGACCUCUACACUAGUCUUCGGAAAUAUUCAACCGUCUUCGAGAAUCGUCGAUAGCAUUCGGAAAUCGUCGGAAAUAACCCGGAAUUGUAAAAUGGCCGAAAACUCCUUGAUAUACUAGACAAAAUUUUUGGAGCCGUUUUGGCUUCUUUCUGGAGAAAAUUUCCUUUUUAAAAGAAUUUUUUAUUGUUAGUGUUAAAAUGCCUAAAAUGUUUAACUGUUUCAUGUUACAAAGCCAAAAAAUGAAGUGCUUAGUGUUAUCGAGGUACCCCUAUUCAGACCCUCAGGUGAUCCUUGACUGUACAGGUCAGAAAUGAUCAAAUGUCAAAUUGGAUCGCGCUUACCGCUUUACAAGUUGAGCUUUUGUGCGUACUCCUUUCGCUGGAUCAUUUCUGCAUUGAAACCAGGAACGUGGCUCUUCAUUUCUUAGCUGUGCUGGAUUUCUUCCAGCUAAAGAUGACCCGGGAAUGACGGAGAUGUUAAUGUAGUCAUUUCCUCGAUGACCUGUAAUUCUUAUUCUACAACGCCUCGUUUCCACGUUUGGCCGCCAACUCGCCCCAGGUCAGCCGCCAUUUGUGAAUACGGUGAAUACAAUCUGAUGACAUAACUAAUAUAAUUUAACGUUCUAUUGCAGGACAUUUCAAAUCUACCGUUGCGUUUUUAUUUGAAAGUAAGUAGAUUUUGCUCUUUGAUAAGGUGGGUUAUCAAUGAUUUUGUUGAGGCUGUGAUGUGGAUCAGUGUCCACUCAGGCCUUUCAGAUAGAUAAUAGUAGUAACGGUAAUAAUGGCGUUUAUUAUUCAUUCAAAAUAUUUCCCCGAUCCUGAUUGGCUAAAAGCACAUGCAUGCAUAAUUUACCAUAACCAGCUACUGAUGACCAAAUUUGGAAGAAUUUUGUGAUUGAUCAACAUAUGACGUCAAAAGUGCAGCCUUCUUGCAGGUUAAUUCACCGUUAACCGAAGACUUGGGGACGAGGUCGAGUUAUUAGGGUUCUGAAGACAAAAAUGGCGGACAUUUCACUCGUUUCAAGAGUAAGAAGUAGGCGAAAUAAUAGCUAAAAGCCUGGCAAGAACAGCAAGAAGACAACUCAAAGGGUGGCAUCUGCUAUUUGGAGAAUAUUUGCGGAGCUGAACAACUCUAAUCGUGCACUAUCGAAGAUGAACUUAACAUCGAUGGAGGUAAGCAUCUUUUAGCUAUGUUUUACACUAGGAAUUAUUUUGAAUGAAUAAUAAAACAAUUAUUGAAUUCGGCUUUCGUAUCAUGUGAAGAAUUAUGGAGAUCGAGGAGGGUGUUGUAGGCCUCGACGGAUAACACCCUCCUCGAUCUCAAUAAUUCUUCAUAAGAUACUUCAUUCAUUAGUUGUUAAUUUUUGCACAAGAUAAAAUACAUAUCCCAUGUUAGAAAUAAAGCAAAAUAGCACUAGAAAGUAUAAAACUAGAUAAAAUAGGAAUUUAUAUUAAAGAAGUCAAUCCCAAAGCUAACCUAUAAUUAUUUAAACCCAGUAAGGUUGAAAGCUUAAAGUUUGCACUGGGUCGUAUAAAGAUAUCGACAUUUGCAUAAUUUGUCAAUAUAAGGUAAAUACGUAAAGUUUAUUUCCAAGCAAAUUGAACUAGCCAAGGCGGCUCAUCGGUAUCUUUCCUGCUCUGGUUUCCGUAGCAUUAAAGGGACGGGUUCACGAUACUGCGCAAAACUGAUAGUAGUUGAUUGUUUUAAACCAACCGGAAGCGAGUUAGAUGUACGCGAGGAAUUUACAUAAUUCAAACAGGGGCACCCAACGUCAAUUUUCGGGUUUUCGGGAAAAUAUCUGUUCGGAAGACGAUUCGAGAUCUAGAAUUUUCCGAAAAUUUGUUGUUAACUUUCUUGCUGGGCUGCCUCUCCUAGGUUUUUUGAACACCUAAAAAAUGGUAUAAUUGCCCAUUUUUAACGGAUUUUUACCCUAAAAAAGGUCACCUAGAAUUUUCGGAAGCCUUUUUACUGGCUGCAAUUUUCGAAAAGGUAAGUUUUGAUCCCUAUAAUUUUCUGAUCACUAGACUUUCAGCUAGGAAAUCCGAACAGAUGAAAAAUUUUUAGGGGAUAAAAAUAUACCCAUAUCUACCGUUUUAACACUAAAAUACGUUUAACCAUGCUUUGUUAAAAUGGUUUUGAACUAUAUUCUCGUUGGGUGCCCCUGUUCAAAUUCAUUGUUCGCGACGCGGGAGUAUUUCCGGGCAUUUGGUUUAAUUUUAUACAUCCCCAUAAUUCAUAUUAUUCGUUUCUAUUCCUCAGAUAUAUGUUGCAGCCGAUAAGAAUAAGAAUUACAGCCCUGUCCUGCUUUGAAACAAACAUUUACCUACGUGUAUUUACGUGUACAUACGUACUCACGCAUUCACGCUAACAAAGCAGUCACCGAUCAGCAAAGAAAAUUUGUUAGCAAAACUAGAAUACCUGCAAAUCGCGCCUCACCGGAGACAAAAACACACAAGGUAGGUAGGUAGGUAGGUAGGUAGAUUAUUUAUUUAAAAACUCGGUAAAAUCUUCAGUAAUAAUAGAGUAAAAAUCUAAUCACAAUUAAUUAGACUAAAAACUAUCGACAUACUGUUUUACAAGACUGCCGAGUGAGAGUCCGACGACUCAAAUACAUGUUUGAUUUGCUCUUUAAAUUUCCUGACUGAUUUAGUUUCUCUCACAUUUUCGGGUAAAGAGUUCCACAACAAAGCACCGCUGUAACUGAAACUUCGUUUCAAGUAGUUAGUACGCGGCCUGGGCAACGUCAAUUUAUGAAAGGAAUUGCGCAAAUCAUAGUCUGUGCUUCGUUCGUGAAAUAGGUUCUGCAAGUACACUGGAGCUUGUGCAUUUAGAGAUUUAAACAUCAUUAUUGCUUUAUGCUUCUUUCUCCUUAUAACUAAUUUGUCCCAUUUGAGUAUAUCAAGAAGCAGGCUCGAGCUAGUCCCAUAGUUGGCCUUUAAAAUUACUCUAGCUGCACGGUUCUGUAACUUUUGUAAUUUGUCACUCAGUUGAUCACAAGGUAUGAUUUUAAAGAUUGUCCUAACCUGAGCAUAAAUUUCAAUCCCAGUGAUUAUCAGCAAGUGAACAAAUUCAUUUUCGUUGCCUCGGGUCAGUGUUCAGCAAAAUAAAGGUUAUUGAGUAGAGCACAUACUACCGAAACAGGUAGACUGUUUUUCCGGAGACGUGCGAAAGAGUUUCCGUUAGCGACAAAGGUGAUCGUUUUUGGUCUCGUGUCUAAAAAGAUGUUAGCUCAAAAGGCAAACGCACCUGAUAACAUUCCUUCACAUUUCCUUGCCCGCGCUUUGGCACUAGUCGUCGUUUAUUCGCUUUCGUUUAGUAAUAACAUGAUCCAUAUUUCUUUUCUUUUCUUUUCUUUUACUUUUGAUUUUUAUCAGCUAUCGCCUACGCUUUUACCGCGGAUAUAAGACCUUCCUUGUUUGUUUAUGGAAAAGCCCGCCAUCGUUUGAUUCUCAGCAAUGUGAAGGAAUGCAAUCACGUGAGGUUACGUUUGAUCACGGGGGCCUUUAAUUCAAAUGUUUCUCUUUAGCGGCAACUGUUUGGCGGUCUCCGAAAAAACAGUCUACUUGUUUCGGUAUUAAAAAAACAGAUUAUAAACAGAAUAUUUAGGCAGUAAUUUAUUGUAAAAACAUCAGUUUUUAAACAUAUACGAUCAUACAGCAAAGCUACAAGGAACAGUUCAAAUGUACCAGAUCCGGGUGAAGAUCACGCAGCCUGUUGCGUACUUUUCGGUAUAACUACAGGUCGAAGUCAAGUCACGGCGAGCAUGCGCAGUAUCGUGAACCCGUCCCUGUAACAACCAGAAGUAUCGCUACUUCCCCUGGAUGUGAUGCUACAAUGUAGUCCAUUGUAGGGUUACCCCCCAGCAUUUUGUUAGGUUUACCUAAUGGUCGUUGGCAACCAUUUUCCCGCCUGGGCUGAGUUGUUCAAAACCUGGUCAACGUUAAGACGGGGAUAAGUUAUAUCUUUGAUUGUAACCGUUGCUUUUGGCAGUUGCCUGCAUGAUGAUUCCCUCGCAAGACAGGGGCAAGAUGCAUGACACUCUGAGUAGCAAUAAAUGUUUAAGAUUUAAUCCAGUUCCUUUCAGCCUACUUGUAUUCUGCUCUAGUUCAACUAUUGAGCACUAUUGUAGUCACUAUUGAGUCACUAUUGUAGUCACUAAUGUGAAUAUAAUGUUUAGAUGGUACGUGAUCCUCCAUUUUCUUUUGCAGAGUUUGACAUGGACGACCAGGAUAGCGAAUGUAAGUAUUGAAUGAGAAAGAACACAAUACACUUAAGAACUACCAUUUGAGUAGUAGAGGAGGAACCGGUUACGCCGUUUCUUUGCGGAUUUAAUUAACUUUUUGUGCGGUAUAAAUUAACGCAGAUGACGUCAUGCAUCUCAUUAAGAUAGGAUGAUGUCAUUCUUUAAAUUAAUGCCGAUGACGUCACGCAUGCUAUUAAGAUAGGAUGAUGUCAUUGUUUAUUUGUAGCUGUCAAGGAGCAAGUGACGUCAGCAUUUCCUAAAGUUGACGUCAUCAAAAAAUGUGGAGAUCAUAAUCUAUAAACAGAAAAGUGAUUUUUAUAUAAUUAGCUAUUUGCUAUAGUCUUCUGAUUAGAUAUUGUUUGCUAUAGUCUUCUGAUUGGAUAUUGUAGAAACUGUUAUGUGUUCAAAAUAAAAGCGGGCAAAUUUUGAACGUGUUAUCUUUGCAGAUUAUACUAAAUGAAAAAUCUUUAAUCAUUAAAUUAUUUUCACUAAAAAUCGGUUAUAAACAAAACCAAGACACGGAGGUUAACUGAAAAAUCUUUACUUCAAAAGAAGGGAAAAGGAGGUUAAGCGAAUGCGAAAUCGUACUAAUUUUUCAGGCAAAACAUGAAAACGAGGUCGCAGCUCAGCGAAGCGAAAAACUGCCUAUCAAGCAAAAAUGUCAAUCUUUGUUUAUUUGACUCUGUAAAAAGUAUUGCACAGGGUAUAAAAAUUCUAUAGAAAACAACAGGUGGUUCUAAAGUAAACCCUAACUCUUUUGGUUCUUGAAUAAACUCCAUUCUAGUAACGAAUAAGUGGAACGUCUAUUUAAAAAAAAGAUAGGAAUAAGAGGUGCGAUCGCCUGGCAACACAUGUCUUCUUAUUUAGUGCUAAAAAUCGGAUACAUAAACAAAACACACACACACAUACCCAAAGUGGAGCUGAAAACUCUCUAUUUCAAUUUCGACUCACCAAUACAAAAGCGUUUUCUCCGUUCCUUCUCGAGGAAACGACUAACUAUUGAAGUCUCAGCCCUUGGGCUUGAUGAGCUUAUGGUCUUGCGCGCCGUUAGUCAGUUAAUUAUGCGAGGUCACAAGCCCAAAGUUGAAUACAAAUUAGUUGAUCUCUACAGCUAGACCCAAGGGAGCACCUUGACGUAUUAUUAUAUAAACAAUUUUACAUAACUUAACAAAGAUCAAUUUGAACACGCGACUAAUAAUUGCUAGCAAUGAAACCACAAGAGAGAUACCGUUUUAAAAACUUUAUUAAAAGUCAAUAACAAAAAGAGUCAAAUACACAGCGAUUUGAAAGGAAAAGGAAUGAAAAUUAAUCCUUUGACUGACUAUUACAAAUCAGUUUUUUUCCGUUCUAUUUCGAGGAAUAAUAAAUAAUCCUUCCGUGUCUACACAAUUUUCCUAUUGCCUCGAAGCGAAGAGUUCGACUUUCUUUGUUUCUUGCGCUUUGUCUUGUUCUUUGUAGUCGGUCUUUUAGCUUUUGCUACAAAAGAAGCUUCAUUUCUCUGUGAUCUUGACAGUUCGCAGUACACCGUUUCUUGUGUCUGUACUGGAUUGCGAUGGUGAUUUUUUCCGGAAUUAUCCGCUUCACUUUCGUAAACGACGACUUUGACUUUAGGUUGCAGUUUCGCCUCUUGUAAAUACUGUCUUCGCUGUAUGUGGUCUAACUGAUGAACAUCCGCGAGAUGGUUAGCUAAUCUGACAAGGUACUUCGCCCCACACGAUGAAAUAGGACAGUUUCUGCAAACUCUCUUGUAAACCAUGUUGACAGUUCGAUUGCUGAACACAAAUGACAUCUUUUUUCGCAAAUAGUCAGGUUAUACAGAGUGUCAGAAAGGCCAUAGUUGGUGUAGUUGCUGUAGUUGGUGUAGUUAAUGUAGUUGCUGUAGUUGCUGUAGUUGAUGUAGUUACUGUAGCUGCUGUAGUUGGUCUAGUAGCUGUAGUUGGUGUAGUAGCUGUAGUUGGUGUGGUUAGUGUAGUUGCUGUAGUUGGGACACUAACUACACCAACUAUAUAUGCAAACUACAGCAACUACACAUACUACACUAACUACAUAUACUACACCAACUACACAAAGUACACCAACUACACAAAGUACACCAACUACACAUACUACACCAACUACAUAUACUACACCAACUACACACACUACACCAACUACACCAACUACAGCAACUACACCAACUACAUAACUACACCAAAUACACAUACUACACCAACUACACUAACUACACCAACUACACAAACUUCACCAACUACACAUACUAAACCAAGUUCAUAUACUACACCAACUAGAGUAACUACACCAACUACAUCAAGGCUCAAAAUAACGGACAGCAGGUCGCCGGUCAUGAUGACCGGCCAAAUAUUUUUUAGCCCGGACAAACCCCGAUUUUUGCCGGUCAAAUUAAUGAAUAUUAUAAUUAUUUUUUUGCCCAUGGAAUAUCGAAUUACGCCGGCAGUAGAUCGUUGUACGCCAUUCCGGGACGGCAUUGUCGUUCAGGUUUUUGCCGGCAAGUUGGUGAAAAAUUCAUUCACACGUUGUUGAGUUCCUUUGCGCGAUUUUCGCCCGUUUUAUGUCCGUUUAUAUAUACCUUCAGUAUCAUCGUACGGUAUCUGCAUAUCGGUGAAACUUGAUCCUUUUCGUUGCCCGGCACGUGAUCGAAAGUCUCCUCCACCAAAAAGAAUUUCGUUGCUAAACAUUUGCGGCAAAGAAGUUGAUUUGGCAAGAAAUUUGUUCCAAAAACAGGGUAUUCGUCAUCAGAAGUCAAUAAAUAUACAGCAGGGCUUUCGUUUGGGUCGUCGCGCAACACUUUAUCGCGAACGGCUUAUCAAGAAGGAGGAUUUUAAGCGCCGAGAUAGGCGACCUUUCGUUCUCGAUUAGCUUAGUUUUUAUCAGACAAUUCUGGAAUCGAGUCUGCAAACGAGAUCAUGUUCGACAUAAAGAAAUUGUCAUAAUUAAUCGAUGCGCUGAAAUUUAUUCCCAGAGAAACAUUACAGGACGAGCGAUCGAUUAGCCCCAAUUUCGUCGAAGGUGAUUUUCACAAUCCUCUUACAAGUAGAUGUGAAACGUUUGAUGGACAAAAACUGUCACUCAUCCUUUAGUUUUCUAAAAAAUAACGGAUUAUUGUUAGCGUAUGUUUUCCCAAAGAAGGUCGCAUUACUGAUCACAGCAAAGCAGAACGUUUUUCUUUGAAGGGUUUAGUGCAAAGCAGCAAAAAAAGCCAAAGAAAGCAGCGAAUUAGAGCGUUAUAGAGCAAAACGCAUUAAGCGACAAGCAUCCAAAAAUGACCGGUCAAAAUGACCGGCCAGACGAGAGUUUGACCGGUCAAGCCCACGAUCAGGCCGGACAUUGUCCGUUGACCGGCCGUUAUUUUGAGCCCUGUACAUAUACUACACCAACUACACAUACUACACCAACUACAGCUACUGCACCAACUACAUAUACUACACCAACUACACAUACUACAAGAACUACAUAUACUACACCAACUACACAUACUACACCAACUACAUACACUACACCAACUACACUAACUACACAAACUACACCAACUAACAUACUACACCAACUACGUAUACUACACCAACUACACAUACUACACACACUACACCAACUACAUAUACUACACCAACUACACUAACUACACCAAGUACACUAACUACACCAACUACAUUUACUACACCAACUACACUAACUACACUAACUACGCUAAGUACACCAACUACAAAUACUACACCAACUACACUAACUACACCAACUACAUAUACUACACCAACUACAGCAACUACACCAACUACAGCUACUACAGCUUAGUUAUUCAGAUCCAGAGGGCACUUUGGAGAAAAUUGGAAUCCAUAUUCAGCCGUAAUAACAAAGCUUUACGCUUCAAAAGAGGUCAAAGAAAAUGCGCUUGCAUCAGAGGGCAAAUCCUGCCGACCAGAAAACAAUAACUACAGUCAAUCGAUAUGUGUCAUGACCUCUCAGUGUGAAACAUGCGGCUAAAAUCACAUUUGCUUAGUAUAAAUGCAGAACCUUCCAGAGCAUAAUCUACCCAGCAUAUAAAAACAACUUUAUUGGAAUAAGCAGCAUUUUGGCAUGAGGUAAAAGUCGUGUAGGCCUACCACCCCCUUUUAUUGCCUUCUUUCAGAGUGUCUCUUGAUCUGUUUGCCUUUUAAGCUCGAUUCAAGGUUUCCCUGAUGCUAGCGAAGGCGAGAAAAUCAAGUUGUAACGCGAACAUAGGUGAAUUUUGUUCUGUUAUUUUUGUUUGUAUGUUUGCUUUUUCAUGGCGCCUUAAAUUACUUGGAUAUAUUUCGAAUUCAGGCAAAUGCGAUUAUAAAGUGCGUUAAGAGAGAAACUUUUUGGUGUACACGGCGUACAAGAAAUGUUCUUUCGACUUUCGUUUAGUUAUUUCAACAAAUUAAGUUUCAUGAAUUGAAGUGUGGAUCUUUCAACUUUGAGUCACAUAAAAACCGCAUGCAGCGUUCAAGUUAUAAUAAAAUAAUUAUUGCUCGAGCCUUUCCCGGUAGCACUGCACUUUAUUUUUUUUGAAGUAAUGAUUUAGAAAGCUAUUAAAAGGAAACCUAUAUCCAUCCGACUGCUUUCAUUAGAGAGCUUAAGCAAAGUCAAACAAAUUCAAGCAACUUUUGAACGAGCAAAACAUUACUCUGCACGUUCACCAUGCACCCUUUUCUGUCGGAUUUUUUUCUGUCGCUGCAUGACUAAAAAUCUUCUUUUGUUUUAUUAGUACAAAUGAAAUUAUCCGAUUACUGCCAGUAUAUCUACAUCUACUUGGGUCAACUAACAGCUUAUUCCGGUCUGUUGUUAACUGAUGCUAUAUAAUUAUGCAACGCAUGUCAUAAAAUGUACAUGUAUCGUUUGUUUUUUAACAUUGUGUUUCAUCAACCUGUAAGCCCGGAAAUAACUCACUUCGCAUAUCGAACGCACUCUUUGAUCUAUGAUUACUCCUAGUAUUAUUAUUAAUGGAGGGUUGCUCUGGCCUCUGGUCGCUCGUCUUCAUAAAAUGGUAUGCUAUGUUGCGAUAUACAUCGAAAUUCGUCUUCAAAAUUACUGCAACCCGGAACAACGCAAAUAGUGGGCAUUCUUAUGUGUAUUUUUGCAUGUAGCUUUGCCGUUACAGAGAUAGCGGAAAAUACAACUUCUCGAUUUUACGUCACUAGUUCCAUGCCCCUUAUUAAUUCAUGCUCGGACUCGAACAAAAGUGGCGUCGUUUUUCACCCAAUUUUACGUACUUCAACAGGGCACCAAAAAUCGAGGUUUAACCAAAUCAAAAAAAAAUUGCGAAGACGUAAUCCACAUAACAAGAGUAUUUAGCGCGUGAACUUGCUUAAUACUGCGUGGCUUCAUUACUUUUUAACUUGUAUGUUAAGAGUUUUCAAAGAUUCGUGAUUGUGAAUCGUGUGUAAAAAGGGUACAUAAUUAGUUAUCGUACUUGAACAAAAAAUCGGUAUUUCAUAGUUGGAAAAUGAUCUCUGUUUUCACCUUCCCACGUCCAUGAUAAUGUUGAUUUUGAACCAUCCAUUGUUGCUACAUCUUUUUCAAACUCAUUAAUAAUUCAUUAAGAAAAUACAAAGGAAAUUAAUGUUUAAUGAGUGUUUGGAAAUCGGAUGAAAUACUACUUAGUAUUUGCAUCCUUAAUUUCUCCUUCAAAAAUGAUUUUGUUUUAGAAGAAAUAUCAAACAUUCGACACAGUGUUUCAUCACCAGAUGAAACACCUCGAAGUUCGUCAAAAAUACUCCGCUGCGCGUCGUUUUUUCAACUCUCUUCUCGGUGUUUUAUCUGGUGAUGAAACACUGCAUCUCAUGUUUGAUAUAUUACUUCCAGCGUUGUUUUGGGGGGAAGGGGGAAUCAGAAAAGUGAAUCAUGCCUGCCAGUGGGAACUGUUUACUUAGGUGUAUCAAGGAUUUACGUGUAUGACCAAGAUUGUAGCUUGACAGUCAAGUGCACAUUUGCUAUUAACAGAAAAUUAAUUUUUUUUUCUAUUUUUUGUUAGAUGAGGAGGAAGACGAUUUUGAAGAAGGUAUGUUACUGUACGUGGUCUGUGAUACUCAUUCAUGUGUAAAUAUUUGAAUUAUUGUACUAUGAAUCUGGUUUUGAACCAUUUUCAACCGCAGCAAGUUGACUAUGUCCAAUAGUACAGCACUGAUACAGAGUGUUGUUUGCGCUUGACAGUCGGUACUGUUUGUAUAAACUGUCACUAUUGCUUAUUGACCAUCAUAUGCAGUCAAUGGUCCGUAUGUUUCGCACGGACUCAUUCCAAUAACAGUGAGAAACUUAUCGUGUAAGCGAGCAGUGAAGUGUAGUAUGUGGUCCAUACGUUGUAUAAGUACCAUCAUCCUGGUUUUACGGCCGUCACAUACGAUUCACGGUCCAUUAGUAGAUUUAUUAUAUCUCUCAGUUAGUACGCUCUAUGAUUAGUCAACUUUCCUGUCCGUAUUUUACAGUGUGGCCUACAAAAUUUAAGAAACCCGGCAUCGGCCUAACAUCCGUUGACAAGAGUUGUUUUCUACGGUAAAAAAUAUCGAGGGGAAACGAUCGGAGCUAACGGAUCAACGUGUCUGGUUAGAAUAGCUCCCUUCAAGGGAAUUUUGCUUUCACUUUCACAGAAAAAACUCGAUACGCCGCGAAUCAAAAAUCAUUAACAAUUUGUAAAACCUCCAAUAAAUCGGCAAAUGCUUCAUUUGAACUCUAACAAUUGAGUUCAGGAUUGUCGAAAGAGUACUUCUUCGUAAGAAAACUUCCUUACAGGCCUAGCUAAACUAGGAAACAUUGUUUCUUGCCAUAUUUCCUGACAAAACUGGGAAACAGAUGUUUCGGAAGCAAACUUUGUGUAUGCUAAGCAAAAAUGUUCUUGACCUAAGGCAAAAGCAUUUUCUUUUGGCCGAGCAGCAAAAUUUGUUUCCGCAACGUAUAUUUCCCGCUCCGCUAAACUGGGAAACAUUUGCCUCCCUUACGAGAGAAUCCAAGUUUGAGCAAUUCAAUGCAUUAUUACUAUUUACGUUCAUUACCGGAGUUCAUAAAGCAUCGGUCAAAUGUUGGUGAUAGUUAAAACUUGCACUCUCGUUUGGCCACGAACUGUUAUGCAGUAACAUCGACUAUCAUGAAUUAUUAAAAACUGAGUCAUGGGAUAAUGCAGUUCUAGCGUUUUGAUUGGCUUAGCCAUCAUGGUUUAUAAGCUGUUAUAGCAUGCUUUCCCUAUACGGUCAGUGAACACGUCAGUUCAAAAUGGGAAGCAAGCGGAGAAUUUUUUCGGGAAGGAUGAAAUGGCGCCCGAAGAAGAUCGUUUUAAUUCUUAAAAUACUAGGAAAUGCAUUUUCUUCGGGAAAACAAAACGAACAAAUAAAAAAGCCACAAGAGUUUGGUUGAAAGUUUAUCGAAAAAUACAUGACACUAAAAUACCUCAACCAGCUACGAAAGAAGACAAGUAUUGUUUCUUCAUGAUCGCGAAGCCACUCGCCGAUAGAUAACUGGCUUCAGCCUGUUUAUCCGACGUAAAAAGUAUAAAUCACAAGCAACUAGCUACAAAUACGGGCUAUGCGGCCAUUCACUACAGCAAUCCAGACGUCAAUAUAGCUUCUUCUUUCGUUUAGCAAAACCAGCUGACGGCUUCAAACAACUUCAUAACAAGCUUUGCGUGAGUUUCUGAAUGGCGACUUAGGCAAUAGUUUUUCUCCGUUCCUCCUUUAGUAACUGCCUCAAAAGCCAAAUUUACAGUAAUUUCGACGGCUGCACUUCAAAAUUAUUUUGUUCUCAUCACCGGCAAGGUUUUUAGCUGUCCUGCUGUGUACAAUCCAAGAAUGCCGUAGCCUGCGUAGCAUGGCGGUUUUGGUUGGGCGAACUAAGUGAUAAAGGCGGGCGAGGGCAGAGAAACCGCGAGCAGAUUGGAGCGGGAGCAACUUGAAAAACCGCCUGCACGGACGGGGGGCUUUUUUGAGUCGGUCCGUACGCCAGCGUACGGAUCGUUCCGAUUGGUUCGGAAUGUUCGCUUGUCAAUCAAAUAUUUUGGUAAUCUCCCAUGGGAGAGUUUCGAGGGACUGAACAAAACAUCUCCGCAAAACAAAAUCAAAAUAUCAAAGAAGCGUUGACUGGAGCGUCGUCGAUCUUGAAUAUUUGACGGGAAAACAGGGCAAUUGUAUUGAAGCCUAAACAGGAAAUGGCCAUUUACAGUCUUCUUCAAAGGAGAGAUGUCAUGGAAAUUUUGUCAACAAGAUUUGGCAGGAGCAUGAUCUUUACUGUUUUUGCUAUGGCCAAAGAAGAAAUAUCGUCAUCGAAAACCUGUAUGAUCACAAUUUCCCCUCUAAAAAGUACUAUCGACGACCAGAUAUCUGAAAUGUUGUCGCUGAGCUGUACAGCAAUGGACCUUAUGACAGAAACAGUAAAAUUCAGUGCUUCGAGAAAGUUCACCUCAAUUUUCUCUAUUACUCGGUGUUAGACAAUAACGCACUCCAGCGCAAUACUACGAACGUUGUCCGCGAUUGUGGUCGAUGAAUCGCAUAUUGCAGUCUGUGGAACUCCAUACUUCUCCAUACUUUUUUGCUUGGUGUAGCUUAAGUUUAAGCCACAACUCAAAUCUGAAGAUCGCGCUAUACGUAAAAAUACAACAUCCUGCAAACAACACUUAAAAAGCCGGGCACAGCGUCAAAACAUUCACGAACAAAGAAACUACAAACCAAGGCUCCUUGGUUUGUAGUUGUCCAGAUCUAGGCAUUUUAGUCGGAAAAGACCAAGGAAACUAAAAUAUUUAUUUAGCGGUAAUAAAAAGCUUUAGGGUUUAAGAAUGGUCAAAGAAUUUAGUACUUUACAACUGCAUCUGAGAUCAACAAAUUCUAAUUAGCAACACUAACAAUAACCACAGGAAAUAAUUACUCAAUGCGGAUUAAACAAACCAACUUCAUGACCUAUAAAUAAAUGUAAGACUUAGUGCAGCAGAAAUAAGAUCUACUCAGUCAAGUUUAGAGCGCAGUGUAGUCACCUAUGCGCGAGAUAGCUACCAAAAAAAAAACCUGUGUUUGUUCAAGCAAACUCCAAUUCCGGCCAAGGUCACGUUUUACACAAAAUCACGAGCUUUUGUGUCGUGUUUAGGCUGUCAACACUAUAUUUCUGAUUGGCUGGGAAAACUGAAACCAAACAAGUUGUCAACAGGAUGUCAAAAUGAGUUGAAGGGGGCGGCAGUUGAAAAGGCCACGAAUCCGGGCAGGCGGUUUUUAUUUUUCUCGCGGCUUCGCCGCUCGUUCUCGCGCGCUUCGCGAGCGAAUUUUUCGUGGAUACGCCGCCCCUGCGCCCGGCUCGACAAAACCGCCAUGCUACGCAGGCUAAGAAUGCCGAUGUAUUUUUAAAAGUGUAAUCAUGUAUUGAUUUUUCAUUCAUCCAGUCUGUUCGCGCGAUUACAGUUUUGAUAGACGUGUGACACGUGAAAAGCGGAAGUACCUUGUCUUUUCCAGUUUGAACUAACAAAAUAAAGUCGGGGGGAUUCUUCGAGAUUUUGUGGGCGUAUUUAAGAAAACAAUUAUUCGACUCGCGCUUGUUGGAUAUGAGAUUUUUAUAGCCAACUCGUAUCCAACCCAGCACUCGUGGAAUAAUUGUUAACUAUCAUUCACUUUUGCCUGAUUAAAUUAUUCGUGAUAGUCGAUGAUAGUUUGUACCAUUUUACCACGCGCGCAUGAUAGUUGUUGACAGCUGAUAGUUGGAGUUUUGAGCUAUCACCGAUUAUCAUGCGUCCUUUGACCAUGCCUUAACUGGAGCAUAUAGUGUUAGAUUACCAAGGUUGAGUAAUACGUGAAAAGAAUUUCUGUUAAUAUCCUUUGCUUUGGUGAAGUGUCACAUGGAAAUGUUUAUGAUACUAUUACCAUGACAGGAUUUUCCUCUGAAGGAUCCGUUGCUGCCGAGAGGUCCAUAUUUUCAAGCCGCUUCUCACAGGGAUACGCCACAGCUGUUACUUUUUCGUAUGUGUACCGCUACGCACUGUCAGGAACCCAGUCUGCAUGCUCUUCGUUGGUACCAACCAUCCAGACAUCGCCACAUGGCUAUCAAAUUUUUAUUUACGAUUGCAUUGAGGAUGUAAUGCUUGCAAAUAAUUUCGUUUGGUCCCGGGAGUCGAUUAUAUAUCUAUGGGCUUUUCUCCAUCAUCAUUUGUUCUUUCCACCCAUUCUGGAUGUAAAACUGGCAAAUGAUAUUCCUAAAUUCGGCUAUGAUAAAUCAGCUGGUUUUUAUGCAAACCGCUCAAACCUUUUGUUUGGUUUGAGCUUAAAUUCGCAGCAUUGGAAAGAGGUCGACCCAGAGGAAGGCAGAAUGCUGCGCCCACGCUGA